GGCUAGAUUUAUCAGUAGUGGUCGUGGCUGUAUCGACGCACACAUUAACUUGACUAUCGCUGUGGUUGACUGUUUGUUCUUUGUUGAAUGGUUAAAGUGGAAAGGUCGAUGUUACUUAUACCAGUAUAUAUAAAUGUUGAUGAAAUAGUUUUGGACUUGGCCAGUUGCUAGUUUGGACGUUUUGGAUUACUUGAUUUUAAAAGUGCAAGUUUAAUCUUUAUGUUUGUGAGCUGUGAUUUGUUGGUAUACAUUUAAAGCAUCAUCGAGUGUGUGGAAUUAGUUAUAUAAAAAAAUAAAAAAACGGAAUACAUUGAGCAGCAGACGGACUCAUGAACAGACAACAAACGCAUCUGAUGAGCAAUUUUGCGUGGGAAAAAAGCUGAAUAUAGAUAACCAAAAUAUCGGAACACCUGCCAAUAAGCACUUAUCUAUAAUCAACUUUUGGAGUAUAAAUAGUUAAUGAGACAAUACGAUGUACACUCAUCAUACGGUAAUAAGACGGUACCGUAAUAUCGUUUUUUUUUUUUUGCUAAUGUGAUAGCAUUGUAAUCAAUUCGAUAAUAGUUAAAUGUGAGUCAUUAACUGAAUAAUAAUAAUUAUACAGCAAUAUUUUAGACAUCAUACAUGUGGACUUACUUAAGCGAGUCAGGCGGUCAAGAUGCGCUCCUAGUGAAAUAUUUAUAAAUAUAAAUUAUAGCCAGUGGACAAAAAUAAGUGUUUGAAAAUUGUGCGAUUCAACACUUGUUACAAAGAACAGAUAAACAUCGGUAUUUAUUCAAGUGUAAGACUGUGUUCUGAUAUACGGUGACAGUCAAAAAGGUUUAAAAGGGCAGAGCAAAUAUAACCCGGCUAUUACCGACACUAGUGAAUGUUUUAAUGGAUGUAUAGACUCAAGAUUUCGGUAUUUACCUAGCCACAUACGGACACAUUCCUAUAAUUAACCCACGGUUCGUGUGUGCUUCAUGGAUAUAGAAACUAUAUAGCAGACUCAUCAAUGGAGAUUGGCGAUACGACACAAGAUAAGCCAACAAGAUGUAAUGGAGAUAAAAAUAAACUUAAAUCUGAUGAAGAACUCCACAUCGGGGUCGCUGACAAUUACCAAUUGUUUGAUAAUUAUCGCGGGCUGAAAAACAUGACAAUGAGUGAAGUGACCGCCGCUGACGGAUCGGUUAGCAUCGAUAAAGGAACGGAGAGCGGGAACGAGGACGCUAAUCCCUGUGCAAACAUGUCUAUAGAUAUCUCAAAAGAAGAGUCCGAUCUCUCAGAUUAUGGCGAAGAGGACACAACUUGUCAACUCGCAAAUCAGGCACUUAGAGCUAAACUUUUGAGCAGUGUGGCUAAUUCUGUUACUGGGAACGAGUCCAAAUUGCGGGUGUCAGUUUUCGAUCAUAGGAUUAUACCGAAGAGAUUUGUUAUACCAAAGAAGAUUGAAAGUAGACCGUCUGUCUGUGGCUUGGACACUGUUGGAAUAGACAUGAAUAAAAGACCUCAGAAUUUCAAUGGAUUUAGUGCCAGAGAAACAGAAAAUGGGAAAAGAAAAACACAGAUGUCUUACGCUGUGCUUAAGGCCAGUAAAAGACAUAAUGGUGACAGUGUUUGCUUAAAAACGUCACCAACAAGUCCCGAUGAUUCGGAAAAUGACGUCAGAACAAGAUUUGAUGUCUUGCUCAGAAAUCUCAUCGGUGACGUCGACGACCUGCAUAUGACGUCAACUCCUACGCCAGUGACUUUUUCGAGCGGAUAUGAAAGUGACUACCCACAAAACAAGGAUAUUGAAAACAAAACAAAAUCGGAUAGUAGCAACAGCCUUAAACGUGAUAAAAGCAGUGAUAGUUCCAAACAUAAUACUAAUAAAAUAAGUGAGUUUGUGAACGGAUAUACGUCAGAGGCACUUACAUUAAACAGAAGGACGGGUUCAUUACAGGGUAGCCAUGAAUUUUCCUCACUCCCAUCAUUUCCUUUGCAAUAUUCUGAGCCAAAUACAGGGUCAUUGAAAUGGUCGGAAAACAGGGACAUUCCUAUGGUCAAAGUCUCAGUGAAAGACAGGGAUACCGACUCUCAGGGAUUUUCGUACGCACAGAGACAUAACUAUAAGCUGACAAAAGUCACUCGUUCAAUGUAUGAAAUAAUCCACGACCUUCAAAAUGGUGAGAAGAGUGGCACAGACGGGCGAAAACGGUCACGUAAGGGGCGAAGGUCAUCUCAAGAGAUCAACAGCUUUCAGGAGAGUGGUAAUACAAGUGCGAGGGAUUCCAAACUGCGUGGGAGAAUUCAAUCUGAGGCUGGGAUUGUGGAUAAUAAGACUGACCAUCCAGUAACAAUGAGGCGCAAUGAAUCAGCGCCGACGCCUUUUACUGGGGGAGCAUUCAGGAGUGUCAGGCGCCCGCUGGGUGGCGAAUCCCACCCGUCUCACACAAUCCAGCGUAAUUUCUCGCAUAGUGAGAAUACUAGCAGAUUAGUGGGCUCGCUUGCAAAUGACAAUUGUAAUAAGGUUCAGAAUGACUUGAGAAAUCUCCUAUGCGACACGUCUGAUGUGACAAUGUUAAGUGGAGAAAAUAAUGGCCAUCAGAGGGAUUUAAAUACCCUAUCGGGUAGCAAUAACACUUUCACCGAGCUUUCAAGUACGGGCGACUCGAGAUAUAAUCAAACUGGGCUUUCAAUUAAAAAUGAAUCAAGUGCAAAUGAGGGUCAAAGACGCGCCACUCUUACGGAACAGUUUAAGAAAAGAUCAAAACCAGACGACCAUGUUUAUGAAACCAUCCCCGGAGAUGAAAAAUUAUAUGAAGAGUGGAAGAAAAUGAGACAAAAUCCAAAAAUACCAAAGAUUCGCCGCUUCACAACAAUCCCUGAUCUUCCCGGAACAUUCAUACCAAAGGAACCGCCGGCUUUACCCGAGAGAAAAUAUCUCAAUCCCAGUCUGUCACAAAAUCCAACCAGAGACAAUGAUAAUUACAUAUUUAUGGGUGACAUGAAUUCAAAUUUUCCCUCCAAACCAAACUUGAACACAUCAUGUGCUGACCAUGGAUUAAACCAAAUUUCGUCCGGAAAUGUUUUGUUCGAAUCAUCGUUCUUUCAGUGCUACCCAUUAGCAUACGACAGCAGUCCACAACACGCGGGAAGGACAGACGAAACAUCAGACGGAUACUGCAGCAUUGACAAUCUCUCUUUACUGCGUGACAGUGUUAAUGAUGCAUCAUUUCCGGAUACGCAGCCACGUGACUGGAAUUUUUCCAGGCACGAAUCGAAUUAUCCCUAUCGACCACCCAGGGACGACUAUUUUCUUAGCCCCAUGAGCCAGGAAGAAAUGCAGGAAUUACAAAAUACACAGGAACGUUUCAGAACAGAGAUUCCUCGUUUACUAAGUCGUCAAAAAUCACGUGACGACGAUUUAGGGAUCUCAUUUAGGGCCCAUUCGACGUUUGAGCCAAUAAAGGAACCAACCAAGCCAAUUUUCGUUGCUACUUAUGUUUGAUAUUAUAUUUAAAUAUGAGAGACUAUUUUAUCCAAAAAUGAUUAGUCAUAAGAAUAAUACAAUUUGCAAUAUUGUUUGUAUUUACAUUUUUACAAAGACAGAUGGUGCUUUAUUAUUUGUCUCAUGGCUGAGCAAUAUUGGAGACUUUAAAGAUUGUUUACAGCCACAAUCAAACUGUGACUAAUUCAAUGAUAUUCUACCAGAUAUUAACUAAAUCAUAGCUCAUGUUACAAAUGACUGGAUUACGUUGGUGUAAAAUGAUCCAUACAAUAGAUGAAUGUUUAAAUUACUAAUGAAACAUGUACGUUAUAUUUAUUAGAGAAAAAUGACCAUUCCCAUGCUAAUGGGAUGUAAGGAAUUCCUUUCACAUAUCUUUCAUGAUCUUGCAUAAAUACUACAAUUUUUUUGUCGUGAUAUAUUGUCAAUCUUUUCACCUUAAGUACUCGGCCGUUAUUCAUAAAUAAUCUUAAGAUGAAUUCUUAAAAUUUUCAAAAGUCAAAUUCACAGAAUUUUAUAGGUGUUUUUAACAAUAAAAGAAUACUUUUUCAAUUAAGACAAUGAAAAUAAACUAUUUCAGAAAUAAUUCAGUUUUUGAUAUCAUUCGACCAAUGAAAUACUUAAAGUAGAAAAGUGACUUGUGUUAUGAAAUUUCUUGAUAUGUUUUAUGAAUACUUACAAGUAUUUAGAAUCUGUAAUUACUAAAUUUCAUUAAAAUGCAACACCAAAAGUUCUCAAGAAAAUAAUAAUCUGUCUGUGUACAUGGAUUUCUAUUGUAAACCAAAGGGCCAAUAUAUAUAUAGAAUUUGCUAAUUAUUAUGAAGGUAUAUAUUAUAUACAUAAUAAUAAUAAUUAUUAUUAUAAUCAUAAAAAUUAGCAAAAUCAUGCAAUACUUGUUUAACUUAUGUUGUAUUCAAAUAUAAGUUCUAUUUGAUUUUGAAUUGUUUUGAAAUUAACACAAUUGUUAAUAGAACAAUAAUUAUUAUCAUAUUUUGCAAUUCCAGUUGAUAUUCUUGUUGAAGAGUUAUUGUUUUAUACAUUUUGAUUUUGACAUGCAUUUGUACAGCAUUUACAAACUUACUUGUUCUGAUGAUAUGUUUAAUUUAUAAAGUAAAUUUACUAUAAAA
Mya arenaria is the source of this 4596-nucleotide messenger RNA. RefSeq lists its product as uncharacterized. NCBI's taxonomy places the organism in Eukaryota, Metazoa, Mollusca, Bivalvia, Myida, Myidae. The coding region runs from base 995 to 3472 and encodes 825 amino acids. The transcript is spliced from 2 exons. The record is from RefSeq and is a predicted model, not a curated record.